AUGACAUCGCCUUUGAAGCGUUCAAGCACCACACCUAAUUUCCGAUCCAAAGCACAGCAACUACUGGACGAGGACGAUAUGGAGGAAGAAGAUGAAGAGACACUACAACUUCAAUUGGCUGAAAUCAAAGCCCGCCUGCGAUUGAAGAAACUCCAGCAAAAGAAUCGGGGCAGGUCCAGCUCAAUUCUCGAGGAGGACGAGUCGCGGCCCUCCUCCGCUAUCAGCCCUUCCCGGACAGAACGAGCAGAAGAUCGCAACCCCGCGCAAAGAAGUCCCAAGAAGCUUAUCAAACGGACAAGCAACGAUGAGAUCCAAGUUCCAGCGUCACCUACAAGGCGCGAAAUCCCUGCCAAUGAUCCCAUAUCACCUCGACGAUAUGUGAUGGGCAUCGAUAAGGGCUGGAAAGCAAAUGAUGUGUCACUAAAGCGCCCUCCAAUCACACGACCUGAUCCUCGACCAAGCAGUCACCUGGGCUUUAGAGAUGGCGCUACGCCGCGGGCCAACGACCUGUUUUCGGCUCGGCCCCAGACUUCCCCUGCAGGCGGAGGGCUCAAUCGAAUCAAGAGCUUCAGUGAGAGAAUGGCCGAAGGCCGAGCAGCUGAAAAAGCUGAAAAAUCUCGGUUGGAGAGGGCAGAGCAGAUCCAGGCCAGCCGCAGUUCAGCAUUCCAGGUCGAUAAAUCGGAGCUCGAGACUUUUAAGGCCGCUGCGGCGGAUCAGAAGUACGUUCCGCCUUCUGCGUCGAAAUGGGAUCGACAGACGGAGAGCUUCAGUCGCGAGGAUGUUCUUCGGUCUAUGGGUCAAUCUCGGCCAUCUGGGCUACAUCGUAGCAACACGACCCCAAAUCUCCGACGAACCGAGGGAGGUGGUCAUACUGAGAGACAAUCACAUUUGCAUAGGCGGACCAAUACGACAGAGGAAGAGACAGGCUCAUUCCAGAACCCAGGACAGUCAGAUGAUACCUUGAUGAAAGCGCCAGACUCGUCCAAGUUUGAGUCCUACUCAUCACUGCAUCUAUCAAACCGGGUUCUCCCUCAUUCGUUCUUGAGUCGCACACUUGCAGAGAAGAAAGUUCUACGCAUCCCUGAUCUACUCAAAUCCGUCAAGGCACCUGCAUUCGAGCUUCCUGAGGAAAUCGAUGGGGAUUUUGUUGUUUUUGGAAUUGUUGCCUCCAAGUCUGACCCUAAGAAUAUAAAAUCCACGGGUAAUGCGACCGCAAAAUCUCAGGAUCCAUAUGACGAUGGCCUGAACAACUCGGGAAAAUACAUGGUUAUUACUUUGACCGAUCUGAAAUGGACCGUCGACCUCUUCCUUUUCGACACGGCCUUCCCUCGAUAUUACAAAGUAUCGGAGGGCACUCUGAUUGCCAUUUUGAACCCUACAAUUAUGCCUCCUCCAAAGCAUAAAUUGGACACAAACAGAUUCAGUCUAUCGCUGUCUUCCUCGGACGACAAGGUACUCGAGAUUGGCUACGCUCGCGAUAUUGGGUUUUGCAAGGCUGUGAGGAAAGAUGGAAAGACAUGUCAAUCUUGGGUAGAUGGCCGAAAGACUGAAUUCUGUGACUUUCACAUUGACAUACAGGUCCGGCGAACUCAGGGCCAACGUGCGGGAAUCAACGCCGAUAGUGGGAUGGGUCCUGGGGGAAGAUCUGGACCGCGAACGGGAUUCUUUGGCGAGGGAGCAAAGCGAGGUGGUCGAGGAAGUGCUUCCAAGCAAGGCCUCAAACAUAAUGGCCCCCAAUUUGACUUUGCUUCCCAGUCACACUACUAUGUGGCUCCUUCCAAAAAUCGUGGCACUGGUCGCACAUCUUACAAUCCUCUUGCGGGUUCGGCUGCAAGGCUGGAUGGAUACGACGACCCAUUUGUCUCUCUGGGAACAGGUGGGCGCGUUGAAAGCAAAGAGGAAAAGAUGCGCCGACGACUGGCGGCCCAGCAGAAAGAGCGUGAUAUCACUCAAAAAUUAGUCGCCGGUCGUGUGGGUGGUGUGGGUGCCGAAUAUCUCCGCACCAGGGCCGGAAAUGAAACUCCAAACAAGGCAACGACACCGUCUACUCCUGCGGUGCCCAGGAGCCCCCCUGAUCCCAAUGGCAUUGACCUGACCACUCUCGGCAAGGCCAAGAAUGUGCGCUUGAGUCCCAUGAAACGGGCCCAUGGCAAGCCUCAUGGUAGCGGGGUCAAGAAGACUCGGUUCAUAACUUCCAAGGGCAUCAGAGAAGCUGGCCGGGAGAGCCUAGGCGCACCAGCUGAGAGCACACCGAGUGGAAGGCGGAUGGUGAUAGAUGAUGACGACGAUGACGAUGAGCUGGAGUUCAUUUGA
Molecule: messenger RNA, 2313 nt
Organism: Penicillium salamii
Lineage: Eukaryota; Fungi; Ascomycota; Eurotiomycetes; Eurotiales; Aspergillaceae
Source: the annotation of a GenBank genome assembly